Molecule: messenger RNA, 898 nt
Organism: Serinus canaria (Common canary)
Lineage: Eukaryota; Metazoa; Chordata; Aves; Passeriformes; Fringillidae
Gene: MND1
Product: meiotic nuclear divisions 1
Exons: 7
Coding region: 69-584 (171 amino acids)
Biological process (GO): reciprocal meiotic recombination
Cellular component (GO): nucleus
Molecular function (GO): double-stranded DNA binding
Source: RefSeq, a predicted model, not a curated record
CCCCUCCCUCCCUCCAGCCUCUUCCCGCUCAGUGGCGCCGGAAUCAAACCGCGCCGCCCGCCCGCGACAUGUCCAAGAAAAAAGGUCUGAGUUUUGAAGAGAAGAGGGCUCGCAUGAUGGAGAUUUUUUUUGAAACAAAAGAUGUCUUCCAGUUGAAGGAUCUGGAGAAGAUUGCUCCAAAAGAAAAAGGGAUUACCUCGAUGUCAGUGAAAGAGAUUCUGCAGAGCCUUGUUGAUGAUGGCAUGGUGGACACUGAUAGAAUUGGAACUUCGAAUUAUUUCUGGGCUUUUCCAAGUAAAGCUCUCCAUGCCAGGAAGCGUAAAUUGGAGGAGUUAGAGUCUCAGUUUGCUGAAAGCAGUCAGAAAAAAGAGGCUUUAGAAAAAAGCAUUGAGAAAUCAAAAAUUGGACGUGAAGAUACUGCGGAUCGUGCAGCUCUGCUGAAGGAACUUGCUGCCCUUCGGCAGAGAAAAGAGCAGCUAAAGACAGAAAUAGACAAAUACAGGGAAUGUGAUCCAGACGUGGUUGAAGAGAUGCGUCCUUCAAAAUUUUCUAAUUCUGAUGUUUCUAGUCAAAGAAGAUUUUAGCUUGACAAACUGAGGAAUUGCCAGGGUAUAUAGACAGUAUGAGCAAAUAGUUCUGUAUUGUUCAGCUUUUUCAUUCAUUUUAAUGUCUGAAAGGUGAAUGCUGAAAAGUUAAUGUUUAUUUAGCUACUGAUUUUUUUGAGUGCAUAGUUUAGGGGUUGUUUUUUGGGGGGGUGAUAUUUUUGUUGAUACACCCAGCUAUUUUCUUAUGUUCAAAUCAGUUUGAAAAUAUGUUGCAUAUGCAGAUGUACUUCAUAUUACAAAAUCUUUAGUACCAAGAGUUAGAUUCUUUGGGAUAUUCUUAUUAAUGCUGGAAU